AUGGUUGGAAAUUCCAAUAAAGCCAGAAUAAAUCAGAAUUCAUUUGAACGAUGGCUUUUGUUAGCUUUGUCGGUGUGCGUAACCUACGCGAAGGCCUUUGAGGAGACGAGCACAACUUUGAAGUUCCUAGUAGCCGAAAGAAACGAAAUCAGCCUACUGCAGCCAGGCUCGAACCUGCGCAGACCGAUAGCCUCGAGCAAUGGGACGAUCGUCGACGUGGACUACGAUCACUCGGAAAAUAUGGUUUUCUGGAUCGCCGGGAGCUGCGUCUACUCCGCCAAUUGGCACGACGGCAAUUCCAGCAGCGCCAUAAUCCAACGCGCCGCCGAUGCCUGGGAGCCACUCAGUCUGGCCGUCGAUUUCCUCGGCCGCCGGCUGUACGUCGCCGACGGCUUGGGUCGAAAGGUCGACGCGUUCAGCCUGAGAGGCAAGAACCACGUGAUCGUCGCCGCGGAGGACUUGGCGAGGCCGAGCGGCGUCGCCCUCGACCCGCACGCGGCCUUGCUGUUCGUCGCCGACAGCGACAAGAUCAUCCGGAUGAACCUGGACGGCGCGUCGAGGCUUCCGAUAAUCCGCAAGACGGCACUGUCGUCCAUCGCGUGCCUCGCGCUCGAUCUCGCCGGCAAGACGCUCUACUGGUGGAACAGCGAGGUGCGCGCGAUCGAGAGCUCGAGCUACGUCGGCGAGUCGCGGCGCCUCGUCUACCACGACAAGUCGACGAGCGUCGCCGGCAUCGCCCACUCGGAGGGCCAGCUCUACCUGCUGACGGGCGAGGCGAUCCAGCGCGCGGACGGCCGGCGCAGCGCCGAGACGAUACUCGGCGACGUGCGCGCGAGCAGCCUGCGCGCGGUGGACUCGGGCUCGCGGCGGGCGGCGCCCGCCGAGCGGAGCGCCUGCGACGCGGACAGCGGCGGCUGCCAGCACGCCUGCCUGGCCUCGGCCGGCGGCGCCAGCUGCAGGUGCUACGCCGGCAAUCUGCUGGGCGAGGACGCCAAGAGCUGCACCCUCGCCAACGAGCUGCUGCUGUACUCGCACCGGGAGGUGAUCCGGGGCCGCGGGCUGCGGCUCGGCGCGGAGAUCGCGCUCUCGCUCGCCCGGCCGCUGAGCCUGAGCCUCAGCGUCGACAGCGACUUCGAGGCGAAGGCGCUGUACUUCGCCGACGCCAACAGCCGCACCAUCUACAGGGGGGACGCGAAGAGCGGCGCGACGGAGGCGGUCGUCGGCUACGAGGGCUCGGCGAGCCUCAGCCUCGACUGGCUCGCGCGCAACCUCUACUACACGGACCUGGCCGCGGGCACGCUGAACGUCGUCAGCGCGAGGAACUACUCCCAUCGGCGCACGCUGCUCGACGGCCUGGCCGAGCCCAGGGACGUGGUCGCGCACCCGAGCAGGGGCCACGUGUACUUCUACGACGGCGGCGCGAUCAAGAGGGUGAACGCCGACGGCACGGGACUGACGACGAUCCACGCGCCGCGCCGACACGCCUCGCUGAGGCUGGCCCUCGACGCGCCGGAGAGCCGCCUCUACUGGUGCCUCAACGACCCCGAGCGCGCGAGCAGGAACUCCAGCGUGCAGCACGCGGCGCUCGACGGCAGCGGCGUGCUCGACCUCGGCACCCCGUACCUGCACGACGUCAGCGCGCUCGCCGUCCACCGCGAGUGGAUCUACGCCGUGGCCGCGGGCUUCGAGAAGCUGGUGGCGCUGAGGAAGGCGGACGGCAAGCGGAUGAGGGAGAUCGCCACGGCCGAGCGCCAGGGCUUCUACGCGCUGGCCGUGAUGAGGCAGCCCGCCGCGGCGGAGGUGGGUGCCCGCCACCCCUGCGCCUCGGCGGCCGCCUGCGACAAGCUCUGCUUCGCGGUGCCGCGCACCAAGUCCCGGCCGGGACUGGCGCGCCGCUGCGGCUGCCCCGGCGGCGAGCGCCUGACCGGCAAACUCGGCGGACGGACGUGCAAGCCCGACCACCUGGUCAAGGAGCUGUGGCUGGUGCACCGCUGCGAGCCCGACUGGGAGUUCGCUUGUCGGAACGGCAGGUGCAUACCCAAGACGCAGCUGUGCGACGGGGUGAACGACUGCCUGGACAGGAGCGACGAGUGGGGCUGCAGGGACACCGAGCGUAACUACUUUAUCGCGGGGGGGUAG
Molecule: messenger RNA, 2139 nt
Organism: Phymastichus coffea
Lineage: Eukaryota; Metazoa; Arthropoda; Insecta; Hymenoptera; Eulophidae
Product: low-density lipoprotein receptor-related protein 2-like
Exons: 5
Coding region: 1-2139 (712 amino acids)
Molecular function (GO): protein binding
Source: RefSeq, a predicted model, not a curated record